AUGGUCAGAGACGUCGAGAAGCGCCGGCUGAGGCAAAUGGACCCCUGUGGCGAAUGUAAACGAAACAACGGUUUGGAGGGAUUGAGGCGACGGAAAGUGGAAUCCGUGGAUGACGAGAAUACCGAAGAAAGUCAGCGCUUAAGGAAAACGAAAAAACAACCACCGGAGGCAAAUUUUGAAAGGACGGGAAGCGGAUCGGGAUAA
Molecule: messenger RNA, 204 nt
Organism: Bursaphelenchus okinawaensis
Lineage: Eukaryota; Metazoa; Nematoda; Chromadorea; Rhabditida; Aphelenchoididae
Source: the annotation of a GenBank genome assembly